Molecule: messenger RNA, 1086 nt
Organism: Asparagus officinalis (garden asparagus)
Lineage: Eukaryota; Viridiplantae; Streptophyta; Magnoliopsida; Asparagales; Asparagaceae
Exons: 5
Coding region: 31-1086 (351 amino acids)
Source: RefSeq, a predicted model, not a curated record
AUAGUACUCUACCUGUCCGUUGCAUAUGUGAUGCCACAGGAUAUUGAUGAAGACGCCGAGCAGCCAAAUGAUGCAGUUGAGCAAAUGGAUUGGCCUCAGCAAGUUAUCUACUGGAAGAGCAUCGCGGCAAUGAACGAAUCAUUACGCCGCGAGAACGAGAAUAAAUUCAAGGGUAUGAUUGCUGCAGACCGUGUAAAGAUAAGUGCUCUUUCUGUGAAGGUGGCUAAGCUGUCUGCUCAAAAUAGAAGACUGAGAGAGGAACUAAGCGAAGCACGAUCCGGAACCCUCUCUGUAUACAAGGAUAAGAGCCCUACAGGAUUGGUGUCCAGCCCAUUGAUGGAGCCGCAAACUUGUACAGACACUCCAGGCACCGUGGGUGGCAUUGAUGUACAGUACGAGGGGGAUGUCAAUAAAUCAUUAUUAUUUGAUGAAACUAAUAAGGAGAGCGAGGCCCCUCCAACAGGGAGGGCCUCUCCACAACUAUUGUUUUCUGAUAUCCACAAGGAGAGUGAAGAUGCUCCGCCAGGAGAAUUACCUCCACCAGAGGCAUCUGCUGUUAAAAAGGCCCUUGAGGCAGAAAUAAACGAGGGAGAGAAGGUGUCCCCGCCAGCGAAGGAGCUACUAACUUGUACAGAAACAGGCACUCAACGCGAGGGCACUGGAAGGGAAAUAACGCCGGCGGUUGAAGUCCCUUCUGCAGGUGAUGGGGAGACGCAAACUUGUAUAGACACUCUGCGGGAGGACACUGGGAUGGAAAUAAAGCAAUCAGAGAAUGCCUCUACACCAGCAGUAGAGACAUCAACUGAUGACGAAGAUGCUCCUAUUGUGUUUUCAAAAGCUUUGAAUAAGAGAAAGAGGGGUGCAACGGGGGCACGCGGGAAGGUGGCCACUGCUGCACCCCCUAAACGGAAGAGAUGCAAAAGAUCGAUGAAGCCUUCCAAGUGGGUAGUCACCCCUUACACUGAAGGGAAGAAGAAGAAAGAAAAAGAUAACAUAGGGGACAAGGCUAUAAUAGAAGUGGUUGGGGAGGAGGAAGCGCAGGUGCAGGAAAACAAUGCAGAGUUGGCUCCUGCUCGGUUUUAUUAA